Talpa occidentalis (Iberian mole) is the source of this 1072-nucleotide messenger RNA. RefSeq names its product terminal nucleotidyltransferase 5D (gene TENT5D). The record is from RefSeq and is a predicted model, not a curated record. Gene Ontology annotation, molecular function: poly(A) RNA polymerase activity; RNA binding. Gene Ontology annotation, biological process: mRNA stabilization. Lineage: Eukaryota; Metazoa; Chordata; Mammalia; Eulipotyphla; Talpidae.
UCAGUGAUAAGAUGAAAAUUCCUGUCUUCAUUGAAGGAUCCACUGAAUCAUUAACACAACUAUAUCACAUCCUAGAAAGGUGUUCUUUCCAAGUUGAUCUACUGACUUCACAAUGUCUAUAAUCAGAUUCAAUAAUCUCACUUGGGAUCAAGUCAUAACACUGGAUCAAGUGCUAGAUGAAGUAAUUCCAAUUCAUGGAAGGGGGGAUUUCCCCACAUUGGAGGCAAAACCAAAAGAUAUCAUUGAUGUUGUGAAAGAUCAACUGAUUGAGCAAGGAAUUAUUGUUAAAGAUGCACGAUUGAAUGGUUCUACAGCAAGUUACAUACUUGCAAGCCACAAUGGACCCAGCUAUAAGGAUCUGGAUGUUAUUUUUGGUGUUGAAUUACCAGAUGAUCAAAAAUUUCAGGCUAUUGAGGGUGCAGUUCUAGGUUGUCUACUCGACUUUUUACCAAAAGGUGUAAAAAAGGAAAAGAUUACUGUAAAGACCAUGAAAGAGGCUUAUGUGCAAAAGAUGGUCAAAGUUUGCAAUAAACAUGAUCAUUGGAGUCUCAUCUAUCUUUCACAUAAUUCUGGGAAGAAUGUAGAACUAUAAUUUGUGAAUUCACUCAGACCAUUUAAAUUUAGUGUAGAUUCCUUUCAAAUUGUUUUGGAUAUCAUGUUAGACUUCUAUAGAGACAAAAAUGUUAAGCUAACCAAAGAAUACUAUCCUGUUGUGGUAGCUGAAAGCAUGUAUGGAGACUUCCAAGAAGCAAUGAUACAUUUGCAAUACAAGCUUAUAUCUACCAGAAAACCUGAAGAGAUUAGAGGUGGUGGUCUUCUGAAGUAUAGUAACUUGCUGGUUCAUGACUUUAAGCCAGCUUGUGAAAAAGAAAUCAAGAUGAUGGAAUGUUAUAUGUGCUCUAUGUUCUUCAUUGAUUUUCCUGAUAUAGCAAAACAGCAAAAGAAGGUUGAAUCAUACCUCUGCAACCAUUUCAUAGAUGAAGGAAAAAGCAAGUAUGACUACCUUCUGACUCUGCAUGGAGUUGUAAAUGAAAGCACUGUUUGACUUAUGAGACAUGGAAGGAAGGAAAGA